CAGAACCACAGACAAGCGUCGGGUCUGACCAAGGAGCUCGCCCCCGGGGCUCUCGACUCUCAUGCCUCACUCCUGGAGACCAGCGAACCUUCCACCCCGUCCACACCUAAGAGGGUGGAGGUUCGACUGGUGGAUGAUGCCCGAGGCUACGAGGUGACGCUGUGCGAUCAUCGAGAGGCUGAUGGUAGAGAGACCUGGGCCAGCAAUGCAGACUUCCUUCUCUCCAUCAUCGGUUUUGCUGUAGACCUUGCCAAUGUCUGGCGGUUCCCCUACCUGUGCUACCGGAAUGGAGGCGGUGCAUUCCUAAUCCCCUACACGCUGAUGCUGGUCUUCGGCGCUGUCCCUCUCUUCUACAUGGAGCUUAUCCUCGGACAAUACAACAGGCAGGGUCCUAUCAGUGUGUGGAGGAUAUGCCCCAUUUUCAAAGGUGUAGGUUUCUGUGCAGUCCUGGUAGCAUUCUACGUCUCCUUCUACUACAACGUGAUCAUAGGCUGGUCCCUGUACUUCCUGGUGGCCUCGUGGUCGCCUGAGCUACCUUGGCUGCAUUGCAAUCAUACCUGGAACACUCCGUUGUGUGCAGACGCAGGCCGUAAUAACUCCAACCUCACGAUUCUACACAACUCUCCAGCAUCCGAAUACUUCCACCGCGGUGUACUGGAGAUGCAGCACAGUCCGGGACUACAUGAGAUGGGAUACCCCAAGUGGCAGCUGACAGUGUGUCUACUCUGCGUGUAUUCCAUGCUCUACCUGUCACUGUUCAAAGGAGUGAAAUCCUCAGGCAAGGUGGUGUGGGCCACUGCCACGCUGCCGUAUGUGGUGCUGUCUAUUCUGCUGAUACGAGGUCUAAUGUUGCCUGGAGCUCUCUCCGGAAUCCAGUAUUACCUUCAUCCACAGCUUUCCAAACUGAAGGAAACUCAGGUUUGGGUAGAUGCUGCAGUUCAAAUCUUCUACUCUGUCGGGGCUGGGUUCGGAGUACAUCUCUCCUACGCCAGUUACAACAGUUACCACAACAACUGUUACAGGGAUUGCAUCAUCACAACGGCAGUAAACUGUUUCACAAGUUUCUUCUCCGGCUUUGUCAUCUUCACCUACCUCGGUUUUAUGUCUCAUAAACAAGGCAUUCCCAUAAGUUCUGUCGCCACCGAAGGUCCUGGUUUAGUGUUUCAAGUUUACCCAGAAGCCGUGGCCACCCUUCCUGGAUCCUACAUUUGGUCUUUGCUGUUCUUCUUUAUGCUCAUAAUGCUUGGUUUGGAUAGUGCUAUGGGAGGCUUGGAGUGUGUCAUUACUGGCCUGAUGGAUGAAUUCCACUCAUUUUUCAAGCCGUACAAAUAUGCUCGGGAGACCUUCACUUUGUUUGCUGUUGCAUUUUCCUUUUGCAUCGCCAUUUUCAACGUUACACCAGGUGGAAUUUAUAUGUUUCAUCUACUAGACACAUAUUCCGCUGGUAUCUCGCUUCUGUGCUCAGCUCUUUUUGAGUGUGUGGCAGUAUCAUGGUUCUAUGGUUUGGAGAGAUUCACACAAGAUGUUGAGUCCAUGUUGGGUAUUCGUCCGGGCUGCUAUUGGAGAAUCUGUUGGAAGUUUAUAAGUCCAGCUUUUAUUAUUGUAGUCAUAGUGUUUGGCCUACUCUACCAUGAACCACUUCGCUACAAUGACUACUUGUACCCGGGCUGGGCAGAGUGGAUAGGCUGGUCUCUUGCAAUGUCUUCUAUCCUCAUGAUACCCCUCAUAGGGAUCAUACAAGUGGCCAAAGCUCCCGGCACACUGAGAGACAAAAUAGCAUACAGCAUAACUCCCAUCGAAGAACAUGAAACAUUGUCAAGAACUAAGGAAGUAAGCAGAUUCAAGUGUAAACACUGGCUGUAUGUGUAAAAGCUGUCAACUGCGCUUCUGGCUUUUACUGAGAUGAAUGCACAGAAAAGCAUUCAACAUUUGGUGAAGCAUUUAUAACCGUAUGAACUGCACCUACCUCAUUGAGUGAUUUGAAAUUCAGUUCUCCAAAUUUAUACAGUUUGCUGGAGAAGAACAGAAUUGUGCAAACCGCCAGUAGAAGGAUCAAGGAAAACUACAUUGCUGCUGUUUAACCUUACAAAGCAGACAAAAAUCAAACUAUUCAUAAAAUACAACUAAACCAUAAAUAAUGAAUUACUUCAAAAGGUCGUUACAAGAAAACUCAAGAUAAUAUUAACAUAACUGUAAAUUUCAAAAGAGAUUUACUCCUAAUUUUAUCUAAAAGUUUGCAAACUUGAAUUGUAAUAAACCUAUCUUUAAACCUAUCUUUAAACCUACUAAAUAUCUGAUCACAUAUUAUGUGAUAGGGUAUAAUAUAAUGUGAGAUAGGUAUAUAAAAUAUUGGUUCCUAAACAUGAAAUGUGUACACUGCAUCCUAUGCUUUUAGCUUUAUCGUAUUUAGUAUGGGGAUCAUAAUACAUUUUUUUAAUUUCAUUCAUAUUCUCUUCACAUGUUAAAGAUGUUUAAGACACUAUAACAAUAGGUUUUGUAGAUAGGCCUACCUCGUAUUAAAACUGUCCAUAAUUUUUUUUUUAUUUUAAAUAAAAUGUUGAAAAAUGUUGCUACUUAUGUUAUUUUAAUACAUAAAAUUACGGAAAAUCAAUGAAUUUUUGUCAAUAACAAAAGUGUCAUCUCAAUAUUUCAACACUAAUUCUUCACUCAUUGUCAAUUCACAAAGAUAACUGUUAGCUUAUUUUCAAGUAAACAUAUGUGAAUCCUAUAACAACACAAUUGAACGGCUAAACGCAAUUCAUCAGCCUGAAACUUAUAUUUAUUAAUUAAUAUUUUAGAUCACAACAAAUUCAUACUAUAUGAACUUGACAAUAAUAGAAAUCCUCAUAGUAUAUAAUAUUUUCAUCAGGCUUUGAAAAUCUAAAGAAUAGUUUUACUGACUUUCUUAGAAACUAGAUUUGAUUUUUAAAGAACACUAAAACAUGUAUUUUUAAUUAGAGACAUUUGAUCAUUUUUUAA
This is a messenger RNA of Macrosteles quadrilineatus (aster leafhopper), 2979 nucleotides long. Its product is annotated as sodium-dependent noradrenaline transporter-like. The transcript has 16 exons. The record is from RefSeq and is a predicted model, not a curated record. The coding region runs from base 322 to 1869 and encodes 515 amino acids. Gene Ontology annotation, cellular component: neuron projection; neuronal cell body membrane; presynaptic membrane. Gene Ontology annotation, molecular function: dopamine:sodium symporter activity. Gene Ontology annotation, biological process: dopamine uptake involved in synaptic transmission; sodium ion transmembrane transport. Lineage: Eukaryota; Metazoa; Arthropoda; Insecta; Hemiptera; Cicadellidae.